AUGUUCAUCCCGCGUUCCGUUGAGAGAAAACCGACAACAACAAAGAGUCGCACAAGAACUCACAAGACGAGCGAACAAUCACUACUUCUACUCGCGAAAGAGUCAAAGAAAAAGAAAAACAGCGCGAACGACGAACAAAACGACGAAGUCGUGAGAUACUCGAAAAAUCAAAGAUGGCCGGCACCUGAUGAGCCUUCUUGUGUUGUUUGCGGCAAGUAUGGCGCGUAUAUAUGCGAUAAAACGGACCAGGAUGUUUGUAGCUUGGAGUGCAAAGAGAAACACGUUGAAAAUCAAAAUUUCAAUUUGAGUGUUUCGAUUGUGAGUGAAAGUGUUGAGGAGUGUGAAGGUCGAGAUGCUUGUGGAGACGGAACGACGACUUGGGGGGAUGAUACGGGAGUUGGGAGGGAAGGAGAGGGAUGUGAGGCUGGUGGAUGUGGUGGAGAUGGGUUGGUGGUUUCGUAUUUGUACAGAGAACAUGAUGAAGUCGGAUGUAGGAGUGAAGAGGAGAUUGAGAGACUGAGAAAAGCUGUGUGUUUGUUUGUUUGUGUGUUUAUUUGUGUUUGUGUGUUUGUUUGUUUGUGUCACUGUUGUUGUGUGUGUGUCUGUGUGUCUGUGUGUUUGUUUGCUUGUUUAUGUUUGUGUGUUUAUUUGUUUGUGUUUGUUUGUAUACUAUGUAUUUGUGUGUUUGUUUGUUUGUGUUUGUAUGUGUUUAUUUGUUUGUGUCACUGUUUGUGUGUUUUGUUUGUGUGUGUCUGUCUGUCUGUGUUUGUUUGCUUGUUUGUGUUUGUGUGUUUGUUUGUAUUUGUUUGUAUACUAUGUAGUUGUGUGUGUUUGUUUGUGUUUGUAUGUGUUUAUGUGUUUGUGUCACUGUUUGUUUGUGUUUGUUUGUGUGUCUGUGUGUUUGUGUGUUUGUUUGUUUGUGUUUGUUUGUAUACUAUGUAUCUGUGUGUUUGUUUGUGUUUGUUUGUUUGUGUUUAUAUUUUUGUUUGUUUUUGUUUAUGUUUUUGUUUGUUUGUGUUUGUAUGUAUUUGUUUGUUUCUGUUUGUGUCUUUGUUUGUUUGUAUUUGUGUUUUUGUGUUUGUUUGUUUGUGUCACUGUGUUUGUUUGUGUGUGUUUGUUUGUGUCUGUCUGUCUCUGUGUGUUUGUUUGUUUGUGUUUGUGUGUUUGUUUGUUUAUAUACUAUGUAUUCGUGUUUGUUUGUGUUGGUUUGUAUGUUUGUAUUUGCUUGUUUGUGUCUGUCUGUGUUUGUGUUUGUGAGUUCAUUUGUUUGUGCAUUUGUUUGUAUGUUUGUUUGUUUGUGUUUGUUUGUUUGUAUGUGUUUGUGUUUGUAUGUGUUUGUUUGUUUGUGUUUGUGUAUGUUUGUGUGUGUGCAUGCAUGCAUGUGUGCUUGUUUACCCAAAUGUCUUUGUGCUAUUUUGUGUUAAUUCUUAUCAGUUAGUUUGAUUCAUAAUCUGUAUACCGGUAUUUGUAUGUCUAC
Messenger RNA from Corticium candelabrum, 1477 nucleotides. RefSeq names its product cytochrome c oxidase subunit 3-like. The transcript has a single exon. Bases 1 to 1257 code for a protein of 418 amino acids. NCBI's taxonomy places the organism in Eukaryota, Metazoa, Porifera, Homoscleromorpha, Homosclerophorida, Plakinidae. The record is from RefSeq and is a predicted model, not a curated record.